Molecule: messenger RNA, 969 nt
Organism: Topomyia yanbarensis
Lineage: Eukaryota; Metazoa; Arthropoda; Insecta; Diptera; Culicidae
Exons: 1
Coding region: 1-969 (322 amino acids)
Biological process (GO): DNA integration
Molecular function (GO): nucleic acid binding
Source: RefSeq, a predicted model, not a curated record
AUGGGAAAUCUUCCACCUGAGCGAACGAAACCAUCGGACCCGUUCUACGUGUGUGGAGUGGACUAUGGCGGUCCAAUUACAUUAGUUCAACGAAGAGGACCUGGCUCUCCCACAACGAAAGGCUACAUAGCGGUGUUCAUUUGUUUUUCAACAAGAGCAGUGCACCUGGAGGCAGUUAGUUCACUAUCAACAAAGGCUUUCCUGGCAGCAUUGCGACGAUUUGUAGCACGCCGGGGACAUUGCGGUCAUAUCUACAGCGAUAACGGCACCAACUUCGUAGGCGCUGCACGGGAAAUGAAGGAAUGGUACCAGAAGGCUCGAACGCAGGAUCAUAACGAUCAAGUGGCAGAUUAUUUAGCGAUGGGCGGAACGUGCUGGCACUUCAUCCCGCCUGGAUCUCCACACAUGGGCGGUCUCUGGGAGGCAGCAAUAAAAUCAGCAAAAAAGCAUCUCACGGUGGUGACUCAGCGCGCGCGGCUGACGUUUGAGGAAUUUUCAACGCUUCUUACGGACAUUGAAGCAAUUUUGAAUUCACGGCCAAUCUCUCCAGCUUCCAGCGAUCCAAACGACCUAAAACCGCUAACGCCCGGACAUUUCUUGAUCGGCCGACCCCUAACUGCUCCGAAUCAGCAAGAUUAUCUUCCAAGUAACGAUGUGAGCUACGACGUGAGAUUUAAGUACAUCAGCGAACUCAAGAAGCACUUCUGGGACCGGUGGAGUAUGGAAUAUCUUCCUGAACUACAGAGGAGAGGAAAGUGGCACCAACCUUCAAAGGAGCUACAUAUUGGCGACUUGGUUUUGAUCCGGAAACAAAGGCUUCCAGUUCAAACUUGGACUCUGGGACGAGUCACCCAACUUCACAGCAGCCCGGACAGCAACGCUCGACUGGCAACUAUAAAAACGCCGGAGACGGAGCUAGUACGAUCAGUACACAGUCUAAGCAAACUUCCAUUACAGUCAGAAAAUUAA